This is a messenger RNA of Callorhinchus milii (elephant shark), 1135 nucleotides long. It is a transcript of the gene rcn2, whose product is annotated as reticulocalbin 2. Bases 116 to 1075 code for a protein of 319 amino acids. Lineage: Eukaryota; Metazoa; Chordata; Chondrichthyes; Chimaeriformes; Callorhinchidae. The transcript is spliced from 8 exons. Gene Ontology annotation, molecular function: calcium ion binding. Gene Ontology annotation, cellular component: endoplasmic reticulum. The record is from RefSeq and is a predicted model, not a curated record.
GGAAGUUACACAAUGCUCGUGCGACGGAGCCCCGGCGACCGUUACCGUUGGUCAGUCAGUGAGAGGCGAGAAGCGGCGCCUGAGAUGCGUAUGUGAUUGAAGUCUGCAACACAAGAUGCAUUUCCGAGCGAUUGUGAGCCUUACCUUUAUCGCGGUGUGUUCUGCGCACGUUCAUCAUAAACACGAGUCACCUAUUGGCGAAGAGCACUAUGUGAACGGUGAACAUAACGCAGAUUACGAUAGAGAGGUCCUGUUCGGUGGAGAGAAAGAAGCAGGCGAAUUUGCAAAGCUCAGCCCUGAGGAACAGCAAAGCAGACUCAAAUCUCUCAUCAAAAAGAUGGACUUAAACUCAGAUGGCUUUCUAAGCCAUGGUGAGCUUAGCACAUGGAUCCAGAAUUCAUUCAGGCAUUACGCCACCCAAGACAGCAAAGAUCAGUUUCCAGAAUACGAUGUGGAUGGCAAUGGAAUGAUUACCUGGGAAGAGUACAACAUUCAUGCCUACGACCAUGUCAUGGAUUACGAUGAGAACAUUCCCCUAGAUGAUGAAGAGGAGGAAAGCAUGAGACAACUUUUUUGGAAGGAUAAAAAACGUUUUGAAAAGGCAAACCUUGAUGGAUUACCAGGACUGUCUCCAACAGAAUUUAUAGCAUUCGAACAUCCAGAGGAAGUUGAUUACAUGAUGGAUUAUGUCAUACAGGAUGCCUUAGAUGAACAUGAUCAAGAUAAAGAUGGGUUUAUCUCCUUAGAAGAAUUCCUUGGUGAUUAUAAGAAAGAUCCAAAUGUACAAGAUGAUCCAGAAUGGGUUUCUGUGGAGCGGGAUCGCUUUGAGAAUGAUUAUGAUAAGAACACAGAUGGGAAGCUUGACCCACAAGAACUCCAAGCAUGGGUUGUUCCCAACAACCUAGAAGUCGCAGGAGAGGAGGCUGAACACAUCAUCAAAGAAAUAGACACAAAUGGAGACGGAAAACUUACAGAAGCAGAAAUACUCAAUAGCCAGGAUUUGUUUCUCAACAGUGAAGCAACAGACUAUGGCAACCAAAUACAUGAUAAGAAAUUUUACCAUGUGGAGCUUUAGUACUAGAUGUUCUCCAGUUUGGGUUUGGAUCCUAUGAAUAAACUGAACCCGUUUCCUAAA